AUCAUCUGGCCACACUGCUAAUCGAACAAGCUGAUUUUUGUGGCGAAAUAUCUCUAAAUUGUUUAGGAAACUGCGCUUUGGAUUGUUCUGCAUCUGAAUUGAAUGGACCGCAACGUCUUUAUUAAUUUAAGCUAAUUAAUAGGAGUAAGCCAAAGAAACAAACCAAAUGGAGCGGAGUCACAAUGGCGCGGUUCGUCGGAGAAAUGCGCCUGACUCGGAUAGCGAUAGCUCCACAGCUGCCCCCAGCCGUAAGAGGAGCAAGCGGUUACCCCAAAUCGAAUCCGAGGCAGAUGUGGAGAUGGAAAAUGUUGAAUAUCUCGAAGAGGAAAGGGAGGAGGAGGAGAGUUUCGAGGAAGCGUCUACUUCGCAGGCGACAAGGUCACCAAGCUCUAGAACGCGCCAAACAGGUCCAAACAAAUCACGGCGUGCGUGCAAUUUUACUUUAUCGACUGAGCUGUCCAUUCCAACCGCCUUUGAUCGCUGUGGCAAAGUGAUUUCCAUGCGCCUCACCAACUUCAUGUGCCACUCGAAUCUCUUCAUGGAGUUUGGCCCCAAUAUCAACUUCCUGGUGGGCAACAAUGGCAGUGGAAAGAGCGCCGUAAUCACCGCAUUGGCUUUGGGCCUGACCAGCAGUGCCAGAGCCACCAACAGAGCCAGCAGUAUACAGAAACUAAUUAAAAACGGCGAGGCCAGUGCCACCAUUGCCAUCACACUGUCAAAUGCGGGAUUGCGACCGUUUAAGGCGGACAUCUUUGGACCCCACCUCACGGUGGUGCGCCAAAUACGCCACUCUUCCUCGACCUACGACCUCCAAGAUGCUCGCGGCAGAAGCGUUUCCAAGAAAGUGGCAGAAAUUCGCCGCAUGCUGCUCUGCUUCGGCAUUAAUGUGGAGAAUCCCAUUUUUGUGCUGAAUCAGGAGGCGGCUCGGGAGUUUCUAAAAGAAUUGGAGCCAUCUUCGAAUUACAGGCUGCUGAUGAAGGCAACUCAACUGGACGUGUGCACUAGCAGUCUCACCGAAUGUCAUGCUCAGAGGCGCCAUUUCACACAAAACCUGGAUCAACUAGAAAAGAAAAGAGAUGCGGUGGCCAAGCAAGUUGAGGCUGAAGAGGAAAAGCUGUCCAUCCUUAAAAAUAAGGAAGUAGUCAAGGAAAAACUGGAGCAGUGCAGGGUCAAGUUAGCCUGGAUGGCUGUGACGCGUUAUCAGGAAGAGCUCAACAAUCUGGAGCAUUCAAUUAAACUUAUUGAAAAUAAGAAGGCCAAGCUGGAGCACACCACUUCCAAAAAAGAGAGUACACAGGCCACAAUGACCCAACAGCUAAAGGAAUUUGAGGCGACUAAAAAUCAAAUUUUAGCGACCUACAAGAUCCAGGAUGAAAAGCUAAGAACAGCCAAACGGGCGGUGCAGGAUCUGCUCUUAAAGACCAGUUCUAUAAAAGCCCAGAUCGUAAACACCGAACGACGCAUGCGGGAGGAUCAACACGCUUACGAUGAAUGUGAGAAGCUCAUUGGAAACUACCAUGCCGACUUUAACCGGGUGAAGGAGCAGCGGGAGGAGCAUGCCAACAAGAUUGAAGCGCUAAGGCAGCAGGUUGCUAACAGUGAGGAGAUCAUUGUCCGAUUACGAGAAGAGCAGCAGCAGAUAAAGAGAGAGAUUACGUCGGUUCAGGAAAGGGUGGAGGCCAUUAAAAAUGAAAGAAUUAAGUUGCACAAAUCAAAACAGAGUAUAAAUUGGGAAAUCGAGGCACUGUCCCGGAAUAAGUCCAACAAACUGUCUGUUUAUGGCGAGCAGGCGAUAAAGGUCGUUCAGACUUUGCGCACCCAGUAUGCCGGCUCCAAUAUGCAUAGGAUGCCCCGAGGACCCUUGGGCCAGUACAUCAGUGCACCCAAUCCGAAGUACCGGGAUCUGGUUGAAAACCAGCUCAUGUCCUGCCUGCGAUCCUACAUCGUUAGCUCCGACAAUGAGCGCAAAUCGCUACGGGAUUUGCUACAGAAUAAGUUUCAGGGUGGAAACAUUCCCACCAUUAUCACCAGUCCGUUUACGGAUCGUGUUUAUGACGUAUCCAGGAACAAGGUGCGUCCCACCACGCCGAAUACCACAGUGCUCAUCGAUGAAAUCCACUGUGACGAUCCUGUGGUAAUGAACUACCUCAUUGAUAUGCUGCGCAUUGAGACGGUCCUGGUGACCGAGUCCAAAGAGAUUGCCGAAUUUCUCACAUCCGACCUUGAGAAUGUGCCGCCCCAUCUGACGAAAGUGCUGGUUCCAAAUCUGGGACUGGAGUACAUUCCGACGCCCAACUAUGCCGUCUAUUCCACUAGAAUAAAUCCCGCGCGGUAUAUACACAUAAACGUCGAUGAUCGCAUUCGGCAGCUUCAAAUGGAGCAAAGUGAACUUCAGGAAAAAGAGGCAUCUCUGGAAAUUGACUAUAUGCAGCAUAGAAAGACUCUGGAGAGCACCCAACUUGAGAGUACAAAGAAGAGUUCCAUGAUUGGCCAGAAUCAAUCAAAGAAUCAGCGGGCCAUGCAGCAGAUAAUGGAGUUGCAAAACUUCGAUUACCAGGAGCUUCCGGAAUAUCAUCGUCUGAAAUCACAUUUAGCUGACAGCGGUGAGAAAAUUGAGAAAUGCAAGGAAGAACGCCAAAUGCUGCAGCAAAAACUUCUUGAAAUCCAAGAACAAAAGGAGCAAUUCGAGGCAAUCGCUGCCGAUGAAAGUAAAGCUCUCGAGGGGAUCAAUGAAAAGCUUUCCACACUGGACACGGAAGCUCGCGAAGUGGAGUCCAAAAUUCGUAGCCUAGACCUUCACUACGAGGAAAAUACUCGAAAUUUUCAGAAAACGUUGCAGCUCGAACGGAAAAUGAUUGGCGAGAAGGAGACUGUGCUAAAUGAUUUGGAAAAGGCUCGCGUCGAGGCUGAGAAAUUGGGAGAGUUUAUAGCCACGACGCAAUCGGAGGAGAAAAUACGCGAAUCAAUUAGUCGCUACAAAUCAAAGAUCAAACAGGUGGAGCAGCUGAACUACAAUCCCGAAGAAGUGGAGCGAGGGCUGAUUACCCUGCGAGACGAACUGGACCUUCAGGCCAGGCACUUGGCCGUGGUCGUUUCCGUGAUCAAUAAGCUUCGCAUGGCUUAUCAUCAGCGGGCACAAUUGUUCCAGAGAUCACGCCAUCACUAUUUUACCAUGGUUCAGUUUCAGUUUGAGCAAGCCCUAGCCAUGCGGCAAUUUAAAGUUAGUUUUGAGACCAGUGACAAGGAGAAAACGUGGAAGAUCAAUGUAUUCCCACCCAGCGGAAACGAAACUUCUAACACCAGGAGCUUGUCAGGCGGCGAGCGAUCGUUUACCACAGUUUCCUUGCUGAAAGGGCUUUGGAGCACUUCAGACCACCCCUUCUAUUUUCUAGACGAAUAUGACGUAUUUACAGACGAAGUAAACCGUAAGUUUAUUACGGAAAUCCUUAUUGGUGAAGGCUUGGAGUGGAUGUCGCGCCAGUAUUGUUUCCUUACGCCACAGGACACUGCGGUCGAAGCCAGCGACCACAUUACAGUACACAAAUUGGAGGCUCCGGAUCGGUAAAUUAAAUUAAAUAAGGCAUUAACACGAAUAGGUUGCAGGCCGACAAAGCAUCAGUAUCAACUAAUUUAUUGGAGUUUAUGAAUAAAAGGUGAUCCUUAUUUUAAGCAGGA
Molecule: messenger RNA, 3675 nt
Organism: Drosophila elegans
Lineage: Eukaryota; Metazoa; Arthropoda; Insecta; Diptera; Drosophilidae
Gene: SMC6
Product: structural maintenance of chromosomes protein 6
Exons: 14
Coding region: 167-3565 (1132 amino acids)
Biological process (GO): double-strand break repair via homologous recombination
Cellular component (GO): Smc5-Smc6 complex; nucleus; site of double-strand break
Molecular function (GO): single-stranded DNA binding; damaged DNA binding
Source: RefSeq, a predicted model, not a curated record